AUGCCCGUUGAAGAAAUAGGUCGAGAUUUGUCGACCGCAGCGAAACGGACGCAGCGUCAAAAGCAGAACGCUUUAUGGCAGGUGGCAAGCGACAACUGCAAGCAUCAGUUUACGGACUGGUUCAAUUGUUGCUUGCUCAUAAACGCCAAGGGCCAUCGCACUCGCUUUGUCACGCACAUCCACAACAAGAAAGCGGUCGGUGGCAAUUUGAAUCUCAUUCGGCAGAAGCUUGUCGCCAACCCGAUCAACAUCUGCAGCAGAACUGACUGGAGCAGGGCGCCAGACUUUUCCUUCGUCGCAAAAUAUAGACCAAUGGGGAUGUCGACGGGACCCUUCACGGUUCGGAAGAAGUGUCAGAAGGUAUGGGCUAAGCUUUUACGGUAUGCCGACAUGCGCGACGGUAUCUUCACGGAAGCUUUCAGAGGCCCAGCUCGAGCACAUCCUGACCUUGGAAAGUUCGGCCUCUUGGUCAUUUGGGUCAAGUGUGGCACUGCAAACAAGAGGGUGCUGCUGGUGAAUGACAACAGGUGCUCACUUGAGCACAGCUUAUUUCAUGGGAAUCCCAUGGAGCUCGGACCUGUCACCAUGGCCCCUCGCUGA
Molecule: messenger RNA, 600 nt
Organism: Symbiodinium necroappetens
Lineage: Eukaryota; Dinophyceae; Suessiales; Symbiodiniaceae
Source: the annotation of a GenBank genome assembly